AUGGCUGCGCCCAGGAGCGCCGAGGGCCGGGACGAGGAGGAGGAGGACGGGGCGGCGGGGCUGCAGCGGGCGGUGGGCGGCCUGCAGCUCUUGCUGGGCCGGAGCGCAGGCACCGGCCCGUCGCCGGAGUCGCUGCGCCUCGGGCUGACCGCGCUGGAGGAGAGGCUGGCCCGGGACCCCCAGUGGGCUUCCCUGCGCUGGGCGAGGACCGAGGUGGCCCAACGGGCCCCGGGGCUGAGUCCCGGCCCCGACCCGCCCUGGGCCGCGGCCUGCCAGGCGCUUCUGCUGCUGCUCUGCCUCAAGCGCUGCCUGGUCCGCCUGGCAACCGCGACCCCCGCAGCCAGCCCGGGCGAGGCCGGGGUCCCGCCUCCGCUGCGCCCGGACGCCCUGAGCAUCGCCCAGGAGGGGACCGUGCAGGCGGCAGCGCAGCUGGCGGUGGCCUUGGGCCUCCGCCCUUACCUGCUGCCCGGGGUGGCGCCCCCGCCGCGGGACAAGGCCGGCCUGCUCGCCGCCCAGCCCGAAGCCCCGCGGAGGCUCCUCGCCGCCUGCAGUGCCCUGGUGGAAGUGGCCGAGCACCCUGAGCUGGGCAGGCUAAUCCUGGUGCGCCACCUGGGCGACCUGCUGGCUGGGCUGGCCCAGCUAGGCUUCUGCCCCGCAAGGAAGGCCCGGGUAGGUGCCGAGAUGCAGGACCUGACCGAAGGGGAACGGAGCAGCUGCAAAGAAGCCUUGCAAGGCCUUUUGGACAAAGUGUACCAGCCCCUGGUGGUCCGGGAACUGCUGCUGCUUCAAGGGGGGGCUAAGCUGGCCUCCUGUCCCAGCCAGCAGAAGAAGGAGCCUUGUAUGGCAUCAGCACCAGCCUGGCUUCAGCGCCUUUGUGGGCAUCUGCUAUCCGGGAGGCUGUUAAGACCUGGUGGAGUUCAGGCUGUGAUCCGUGGCAUCCUGGAGGGAGCCGGAGCUGGGGCUGUAGCGGGCAGCAGUGCAGAAGCGGCAGCAGCCGACUGGCAGAAGUGCGAGGCUGUAGCCAAGAUCCUGUGCUCGUGUCCUCAGCAGUCUCUGUCCCUGGAGGAUUAUUGUCAACAGAUUUGCCCACAGAUUCUGCAGCUGUUUCUCAUCCAGGAUAAGCUGAUGAUGCACCAGUUCCAUCGAGUGGCAACCACAACUGUCCUCGCCAUGGCCAGGCAACAUCCACAGCAGGCAGAGAAGCACCUGCUGCGUCCCCUGCUGGAGCCUCUCUUGCGCUGCCUGGGGGAGCCAGAAGGUUCCCUGGGAGACAUGCCAGCUGGGGCGGUGCUGGUGGGAGAGGAGUUGCUCUCGGGGUGCGUGGAAACGGUGCAUAAGGUCUGUGUGGUCGGGAAUGAGCCCUCGCCUUGCCUCCUGGGUGCCCUGCAGCCUGCGCUGGGGGCCGUCUUCUCCCUCUGGUGCUUCACCAAGCAGAACGUGUCCUUCCUCCGCACCCCCUGCCAGGAGAUCUUGCUAUGGUUCCUGGAGAAGAGCGAGCGACGGGCCUCUCUGGCGGCCCUGGAAGGCCUGGCAGAGCUCAGAGGGAGCCCCCGCCUGCCCCACCCCCACUGCCACUUCCGGGUGGGUGGAGGAGGGGGCGUGGUGGCCACCAUCCAGGAGGCUGUGAGGGACGAAGACGAGGCCCUCUACCGGAAGCUUUCGUCAGAGCAGUGGCAGCUGGAGCAGCUGGUGGACUUGCUGUCUCGCUGCCGGAGGGGCAGCCUAGCGGGAGACUUCUUCCUGGGCUGCUUAAAGGAGCUGACCCAGGUGGCCUCUGAGGAGGACCCUGCGCCCCCUUCGCCAGCCUCCCCGCUGGAUCUGGAGCAGCUCUGCCACCCAACCCUCCCCCAGCAGAUGAGGCAGCUGCAGGUGCUUCGGGUGGUGGCCCUGCUGACCGAGGCCCUUUCGGACUCUUUGCUCGCAGAUGUCAGGCAGGUGGUGGAUUUCGUGGCAGCCACUCUGCAGCGGGCCUGUGCAGGUCUCUCCAGGGGCUCAGUGGGCCCCGUGGAGUCCCAGACGCUCAGCAUGGCCAUGGGGCUGGGGGCGGCCAUGCUGGGGGGGGUCCUGGAGCUGCAGUCCGAGGACUUUGCCAGCCUGAAGCGGCUGGUGCCCCUGCUGGAGGAACUCUCCCGCCUCCACCCGGAGCCCGGCAUCCAGGAGCUGGCGGCCGACUUGAGCAUCUCCAUCUGCACCCACCGCGCCUUUUCCAGCGAGGCCCUCUGCACCGCUGCUGGCAGGGCCCUGGGCAGGAGGGAGGGUGGGCCGGCCGGCCAAGGGAGUGCAGCUGCCAGCACAGGUGCCCCGGAUGGGACCCCCAGAGCCGGGCCAGCCCUGCCCCAGGAGCCGCCCAGGAGCCGCCCAGGGGAGCCUCCGGGGAUGGACAAGGACCCCCAGGACCCCCUGCAGGAGCUUCUCUCGGGGGCUUACAGCCCUGACAUCCCCACGCGAGCUGCUGCCCUGCGCUGCCUCUCCCGGAUGAUCGAGCAGAGGGAUCCCACGGCCCUGAAGACUCGGGAGAGGUUGCUGAAGGUUUUUGUGGAAAACUUGGAACACGAAGACUCCUUUGUUUACCUUUCUGCUAUCCAAGGUGUGUCCCAGCUGUCGGAGGCCUCCCCACGAGGCGCCCUGCCCUUCCUGCUGGCCCAGUACGCGGGCGCCCCCACGGCGGAGAGCAGGAUGAAGGUGGGGGAGGCGCUGAUGCGCACGACGAGAGCCCUGGGAGACCGGGUCUUCCCGCACACACACUCCCUGAUCCAUGCCUUCCUGCGAGGAGCCCGAGAUCCUGACUGCUCCCUCAGAGCCAGCAGCCUGUCCAACCUGGGAGAGUUGUGCCAGAUCCUCGGGUUUCAGCUGGGGUCGGUGGUCCACGAGCUGGCGUCCUGCUUGGCAGCCGUGGUCAAAACCGACCGGGAAGCUGAGGUCCGUAGAGCUGCGGUCCACGUGGUGGUGCUUCUCCUGCGGGGGCUGAGCACGAAGGCGGUGGAGGUUCUCCGCGAUGUCCUGCUGGAUCUUUACCGCCUGCUGAAGUUCGUGGGGCGCUGCGAGCACGAUGAGGUGACGGUGCUGCAUGCUCAUCUGGCCUUGGAAGAGCUGGACAGCCUCCUCAGGCCGCUCCUCUUCCCCCCACAGACGCUGGAGAAGAAGAUGGAGAUCCUGCCCUACUAGGCUGCUGCUCCGGAGGGCCACGGAGCCCUGUCCCUGCAGAGCCCUCGGGCGUGGCCUCCCUGGCAGCUUCUGUGGGAACUCGGCCCUGUGGCGCAGACUCUGGACAGACUUAGCUUGGUUGUGUGGGGCUCCAUCCCCACUGAGAAGCAUUGGGCGGGGCGGGACAGGUCAUCCCAGG
Notechis scutatus (mainland tiger snake) is the source of this 3343-nucleotide messenger RNA. NCBI's taxonomy places the organism in Eukaryota, Metazoa, Chordata, Lepidosauria, Squamata, Elapidae. The record is from RefSeq and is a predicted model, not a curated record.